AUCCUCCGGGCGAGGAACAUGGCGCGGAGCUGGAGGCGCUGCUGAGACCCGGGGAUUCCUUGUCAGAGCUGGGCUGGAGCCUGUGGGAUAAUAAUGCGAGUGUGAAAUGUUUUCUGCUACUGCUAGUUUGUGGAUGAAAACGCCUGCUCUCUCUAUGUGUGCGAGAAGUGAGGAGCUCCGCGGCCACAGUUUUCACAUACAUAAACAUUUCUUUAGGACUCCCUGUUGUUGAGUGUCUGUGCAUCAGCCGCUCGGCCCGGCCUGAAGGAGAUGGCGGACUCGCAGCCCUGCUCCGCCGUCAAGCUGCCCCCCUCGCAGCCACUUUCACGACUCAGAGAAGAGCACGCCAAGGUGGUCUCAAACUGCAAGGAAAAAAUCGAGCACUGGGUUAAAGUACAAAGUGACUAUGAAGCACUUCAAGGAAGGCUUAAGACCUUACCUGAUAAACUAUCUUAUGAUGUAAUGGUGCCCUUUGGCCCACUUGCAUUUAUGCCAGGACAGUUAAUCCACACAAAUGAAGUCACCGUUUUACUUGGUGACAAUUGGUUUGCAAAGUGUUCUGCAAAGCAAGCUGUUGGCCUGGUGGAACACAGGAAGCAACAUGUUCAAAAAGCACUGGAUGAUCUUCAUAAAAUUAUGAACAACUUUGAAUCUAGGAUUCAUUUUACUGAUGUGGAUAAAUUGGUUAAUGAAAAGGAAGAUGUUGUGGAAAUACAUGAGGAAAUUCAGAAUGAAGAUCUAGAACCUAAAGAUUUAAAUUCUAAAGGAAAACGGAGAAUAGCACAUACACCAAAAGAAAACUGCAAGCCCAAAGAGAUUUUUGUGGCAGAUUUGGAGGUUGGUGAUGGUGACAGGGACUGCAAGUCAAGUGUGUUAUCUGAGAAGGAAUUGUGGGCAAGGCUGGAUGAGCUGGAGAAACAGGAGGAGAUGCAGGAUGAAAUUGAUAGAUUGUCAGAUGCGGCUAAUGGAAAUAGUGAAGAAAGCAGUUCUUCAGAAGAAGAGAAAGAUAGAAACAUGAGGGCCAGCAUAAAUGGGAGACCUCAAUUGAACAAUCUUCCAGCUGUACAGGAAAGCGAAGUUGAUAAAGAAGCUGCAGAACUGCAACCACCUGCUGCUCACGUCAAUAGUUUGGAAUACAGGCAGAAUCACCAAGAUGAAUACGAUGAGGAAGUUACUGGAGAUGAUGACACUAUUCCUACCAUACAUUUUACACACACGGUGGAACCAAAAAGGGUAAGAAUAAACACAGGCAAAAACACAACCUUAAAAUUCAGUGAAAAGAAGGAAGAGGCAAAGCGUAAAAGGAAAAAUAGCACUGGCAAUGGAAACUCCAGUAAUGAGUUGCCAAAUAUCAAAACUCCUGCAGACAUUUACAGACUUUUUGUUGAUGUUGUAAAUGGAGAAUAUAUGCCUCGGAAAUCUAUUCUGAAGUCACGAAGUCGGGAGAACAGUAUAUGUAGUGACACCAGUGAGAGCAGCACAACAGAGUUUGAAGAUCGACGGUGUACCUUGCGCUCUCUAAGUCAUGAAGAAGCAAUACAUAGUGAUGCUAGUGAAUGCAGCAUUUUGGAAGAAGAUGAACUCACUUCUAGUAAACCUCUUCCUUGGCCAAGCUCAUUUGAGGCAUUUUCUGGCACGGUAGUGGAAAAGGAACCUAUCUCAUCUACGCAAAUUCCACAUACGACUAUUGCUCAUCCUAUCCUACCCACGAUUCCUGAGAAGAAAGUGUCAGAGGAAGAAAGUUUUCUUGAAACUCCACAAGAGCCUCCAAAGAGGGUUUCAAAAUUUAAAGCUGCCAGGAUGCAGCUGAAAAAGUGAACUUAAAUGCCAUCUGUUUAAUAUUUUGUGGCUGAAUUAAACGUUGUUUAACAGGAUCUUUGCACAAUCCAGGUUUGCACAGCAUCUUGUUUAGUUGCUUGUUAAAAACAAAACUUUUCAGACUGUGAUUUCCAGUACUUUAAUAAUUUGAUUGUUUGUUUCUAGGAAAUAAAUUGAAUGUGAAAUUGAUUUUAUACAUUUUCCACAAUGCCAUAUUUUCCAACAUGCAUAAGUUUAUUUGUUGGGCAAUAAAGCAAUUUAGUCAGGUUUCUUGGAUGUAUUUAACCUGCUACACAUAUUUUAACAUAUGGAAUAGAUUCUAAAGGUACUGCAACUUUUUUUUUCGAGCUGUAAAGAUCCUAUUUUGUGUAGGAUUCUUAAAGGGUCUUUCUAAGUGUGUUCACUGGAAAUUUACAAGCUUUAAUCUGUAAAUUUGUGUUGUGCAUUAGUCUCAUUUUAAUAAAUUUUGCACGACAUGAUAUACUUCUGUACAUCUUUUUAAAAAAAGUAUUCCUUUGAUAUAUGAUGAACUAUAGAACAUAUUGAAUACUAGGGCAUGAUUGUUACAAUUUAAAAUAUUUAAUUGUACUUUCCAUUUUAUUUGGGUUUUUGUUUCUAAAACAAAGACAUGACAUCUCAUUGGGUGCUUCAGGUAUUCAGCUCUUACUGCAGAUGUAGGUCAGCAAUGACAACGUUUUCCAAACCAAAAUUUGUGAUGUAUCUCAAUGUGUUCUUCCAGAGGUAUCUACCUUUGGAAUCUUGCACCUUUUUAAUAAAAUCUUUACCCAUUUU
This is a messenger RNA of Hypanus sabinus (Atlantic stingray), 2610 nucleotides long. It is a transcript of the gene uri1, whose product is annotated as URI1 prefoldin like chaperone. The transcript is spliced from 11 exons. NCBI's taxonomy places the organism in Eukaryota, Metazoa, Chordata, Chondrichthyes, Myliobatiformes, Dasyatidae. Gene Ontology annotation, biological process: negative regulation of transcription by RNA polymerase II; negative regulation of phosphatase activity. The record is from RefSeq and is a predicted model, not a curated record. Bases 271 to 1818 code for a protein of 515 amino acids. Gene Ontology annotation, molecular function: chromatin binding; phosphatase inhibitor activity; transcription corepressor activity.